Tachysurus fulvidraco (yellow catfish) is the source of this 2035-nucleotide messenger RNA. RefSeq names its product uroporphyrinogen III synthase (gene uros). NCBI's taxonomy places the organism in Eukaryota, Metazoa, Chordata, Actinopteri, Siluriformes, Bagridae. Bases 308 to 1090 code for a protein of 260 amino acids. The transcript has 10 exons. The record is from RefSeq and is a predicted model, not a curated record. Gene Ontology annotation, biological process: uroporphyrinogen III biosynthetic process. Gene Ontology annotation, molecular function: uroporphyrinogen-III synthase activity.
UUAAAUAAUAGACAUAAAACAAUAAAUAAUAACACCUUAUUUAAAUAAUUCUAAUCGUAUAACGUAUCUUACGACCUGUACUUUUAAUUUGAACGAACUUUAAUUUUGAAAAAAAUUAACAGUCAAUAGCUGUGUUACUUUACAGAGGACCAGAAAAUAUAAACAAUCCCAGCACUGGAAGUUUAUUUGAUAUAUUUACUGAUUUAUUAAAUCAUAUUUUUAUAUAUAAAUACUGUAUAAAAUGAGAGAAGGUGAACUUUUAAACGCUCGUUUGUGAAGAGCAGGAACUGCAGCUACAGGUGACACGAUGAAGGUGCUGGUGUUAAAAGAGCCCAGAGAGAGUGAGACUGGAGCAGAUCCAUACAUCAAGGAGCUGUCGGCGUAUGGACACUCGGCUACACUCAUCCCCGUCCUGGCGUUUCAGUUCGUCUCCCUGACUCGUCUGUCAGAUCAGCUGUUUGAUACACAGAGAUAUGGUGGGCUCGUUUUCACAAGUCCCAGAGCAGUGGAGGCUGUUAGACGGUGCAUUGAAAACAGAGAAGGGUGGGACACGGUGAAGGAACAGUGGGGCAGGAAGUCUGUGUAUGUGGUGGGGAAAGUGACCGCAUCAUUAGUUGAGGCUCUGGGUCUGAAGCCCCUCGGCGAAGACACAGGCACGGCUGAAGUUCUGUCUCGACUUAUUAUUGAGAGAGAAAACUCCAUGUCUUUGCCUCUGUUUUUUCCCUGUGGCUCACUGAAGAGGGAAGUGCUGCCCACAACACUGAGACAACAUGGUAUUUCUCUGGAGACUCUAACAGUCUAUGAGACGGCUGAACAUCCAGAGUUGGAGAAGAACAUCACAAGUUACUUCACAGAGCAGGGAGUUCCAGCCAGUGUUGCUUUCUUCAGUCCUUCUGGAGUGAAGUUUUGUCUGGAGCUGAUAAAGAAACUGGCUGGAGAACAACUGGACCAGAUCAAGUUUGCCGCUAUCGGUCCCACCACGGCUGAGGCUCUACAGGAAGCUGGUGUGAGUGUCAGCUGCUCGGCUCAGAAACCCACACCGCAGCACCUGGCCACAGCCAUCACACAAUGCCUAAGCGACGACCUCUGACCCCAGCCUCCGUCCAUCAACACCUGAACUAUCACAUCCCAGGCUAAAAGAUAUAUGCCAGAAUAUUAAACCUCAAUGCUGUACCAUAACAUGACGUAUUAUUGUGUUCACUGUAUGUGGUUUUAGGACAGAAUAAAAUGUACUUCAAUAGAAUUAUGAGGCGUUGCUGAGGUACUUUGAGGCCAAGAAAGAUCACAUCAUUCAUUCAUUCAUUUUCUACCGCUUAUCCGAACUUCUCAAGUCACGGGGAGCCUGUGCCUAUCUCAGGCGUCAUCGGGCAUCAUGGCAGGAUACACCCUGGAUGGAGUGCCAACCCAUCACAGGGCACACACACACUCUCAUUCACUCACACACUAUGGACAAUUUUCCAGAGAUGCCAAUCAACCUACCAGGCAUGUCUUUGGACCAGGGGAGGAAACCGGAGUACCCGGAGGAAACCCCCGAGGCACGGGGAGAACAUGCAAACUCCACACACACACAAGGCGGAGGCGGGAAUCGAACCCUGACCCUGGAGGUGUGAGGCGAACGUGCUAACCGUUAAGCCACUGUGCCCUCCUCACAUCAUUUAGGCAACAUUAAAUGAACAUGUCGGUCAUAAGCUUUACUGAAUACACAAGAUAAUCUUAUUAAUGAUGUUUUGCCAGAUGUUGGAAAAUACAGCAAUAUACAGUAACUGGAAGAUUGAAGGAACUGAUUAUACAAUAAAAAUUUAAGAUCAAAUUCUCAAAAAAUCACCUACAAAAGUUCCCGAAUAGUACUACCAUCGAUCCCGCUCGAUGUCCAGCGACACAUCCGUCCGAGGAACGGACAGUUUUUCUGUAUUUUGUUUCUCUGCUUUUAUUUUGAUUAUCUUCACAUCGUGACUAUUCGAUGCGCUGUAAUGAGUCUCUGGGUUACAGCUCUGUUUCACAUGAAAAUGCAAAUAAAGGACAGUUUAUACUUCCA